Microthlaspi erraticum is the source of this 456-nucleotide messenger RNA. NCBI's taxonomy places the organism in Eukaryota, Viridiplantae, Streptophyta, Magnoliopsida, Brassicales, Brassicaceae. The record is from the annotation of a GenBank genome assembly.
AUGCCUGAGCUCGUUGCAGCAAAUGUCGAGGGUCUUUAUUGGAAUACCGGAAAUUUGCUGCAUGAACUUGUAGUCUUGGAGUUUUGCACAUGUGAAACAGAGUGGGAUCUACUUAUGUCUCUGCUCAAACCUUCUCCAAAACUACGAGCUCCCAAACUCAACGAGAGACAUGAUGACCAUUAUAUUGAGGAUCGAAUGCAACACUUGAAUGAGCCAAUCACUGUUCCUCAAACGUUGAUGUUGAUGUUCGGUCUUGAAACUUUGGAGUGGAGAAACUACAGAGGAUUGAAUACAGAGAAAGAACUUGAGGCGUUUAUCUUGAAACAUUCUUGUCGUUUAAAGACAGCGAUAUUCUCACCAGUAGAUGACGCCGAGUUAGAGAAGAAAUAUCGAAUGCUCACAGAGUUAGCACUUUCGUGUAGAGGUUCGACGACAUGUCAGCUUGUGUUUGGCUGA